Messenger RNA from Echinops telfairi (small Madagascar hedgehog), 4855 nucleotides. RefSeq names its product putative homeodomain transcription factor 2 (gene PHTF2). The record is from RefSeq and is a predicted model, not a curated record. The coding region runs from base 112 to 2355 and encodes 747 amino acids. NCBI's taxonomy places the organism in Eukaryota, Metazoa, Chordata, Mammalia, Afrosoricida, Tenrecidae. The transcript has 18 exons. Gene Ontology annotation, cellular component: endoplasmic reticulum.
GAGGUCGUUGGGUGCUGACAGAACCCCUAGAAUGGACUGAACUGGACGUGGGAGAAGAACAGCCGGCGGGAUGGAGCCUAAAAUGACUAAUGUGUGAUUUCGGUGGAAUAAAUGGCGUCCAGAGUCACAGAUGCUAUAGUCUGGUAUCAAAAAAAGAUUGGAGCAUAUGACCAACAAAUAUGGGAGAAAUCUGUUGAGCAAAGAGAAAUCAAGGGAUUAAGGAAUAAACCAAAGAAAACGGCACAUGUGAAACCAGACCUCAUAGAUGUUGAUCUUGUAAGAGGGUCUGCAUUUGCUAAGGCCAAGCCUGAAAGCCCAUGGACUUCUCUGACCAGAAAGGGAAUUGUUCGAGUUGUGUUUUUUCCCUUUUUCUUCCGGUGGUGGUUACAAGUAACAUCAAAGGUCAUCUUUUUCUGGCUUCUUGUUCUUUAUCUUCUCCAAGUUGCAGCAAUAGUAUUAUUCUGUUCCGCUUCUAGUCCACAUAGCAUACCUCUGACGGAAGUGAUUGAGCCGAUAUGGCUGAUGCUGCUCCUGGGAACUGUGCAUUGCCAAAUUGUUUCAACAAGAACACCCAAACCCUCUCUAAGUACAGGGGGUAAAAGAAGAAGGAAAUUAAGAAAAGCAGCCCAUUUGGAAGUACACAGGGAAGGAGAUGGUUCUAGUACCACAGAUAACACGCAGGAAGGAGCAGUUCAGAGCCCCGGUCCAAGCACCUCUUACAGUGUUGGCGCUGUCUUCAGAGAUCUCUGGCAUGCUGCUUUCUUUUUAUCAGGAUCCAGGAAAGCAAAGAAUUCAAUUGAUAAAUCAACUGAGACUGACAAUGGCUAUGUAUCCCUUGAUGGGAAGAAGACUUUUAAAAGCAGUGAAGAUGGAGUAUCAACCCAUGAGCCUCAGUGUGAAACCAUUCGAUCAGAAGAGACAGCCUGGAACCCAGGAACACUGAGGAACAUUUCCAGCAAAGAUGCCCAAAGGACAGGAACAAAUGUCUCUGAUGAAUUCUCCAGUGAAGAAGGCCCUGAAACAGGGUACCCAUUACGCCGCCGGCAUGUGGACAGGACUUCUGAAAGCAUUCUUCGGAAUAGAAAGUCACACCAUUAUAAGAAACAUCCUAAUGAGGAUGCCCCUAAAUCGGGUACUAGUUGCAGCUCUCGCUGUUCAAGUUCCAGACAGGAUUCUGAGAGCACAAGGCCAGAAUCUGAAACAGAAGAUGUAUUAUGGGAAGACUUGUUACAUUGUGCAGAAUGCCGUUCAUCUUGUACCAGUGAGACUGAUGUGGAAAAUCCUCAGAUUAAUCCCUGUGUGAAAAAAGAAUAUAGAGAUGACCCUUUUCAUCAGAGUCAUGUGCCCUGGCUCCAUAGUUCCCACCCAGGUUUAGAAAAAAUAAGUGCUAUAGUAUGGGAAGGCAAUGACUGUAAGAAAGCGGAUAUGUCUGUACUUGAAAUCAGUGGAAUGAUAAUGAACAGAGUCAACAAUCAUAUACCAGGAAUAGGAUACCAGAUCUUUGGGAAUGCAAUCUCUCUGAUCCUGGGUUUAACCCCAUUUGUUUUCCGAGUCUCCCAAGCUACAGAUCUGGAACAGCUCACAGCACACUCUGCUUCUGAACUUUACAUGAUCGCGUUUGGUUCUAAUGAAGAUAUCACAGUUCUUUCUAUGGUUAUAAUAAGUUUUGUGGUUCGUGUCUCCCUUGUUUGGAUUUUCUUUUUUUUGCUAUGUGUCGCAGAAAGAACUUAUAAACAGCGAUUGCUUUUUGCAAAACUCUUUGGACAUUUAACAUCUGCAAGGAGGGCUCGAAAAUCCGAGGUUCCUCAUUUCCGGUUGAAGAAAGUACAGAACAUUAAAAUGUGGCUCUCUCUCCGUUCCUAUCUUAAGCGCCGAGGCCCUCAGCGAUCUGUUGAUGUAAUCGUCUCAUCUGCUUUCCUCUUGACCAUCUCAGCUGUGUUUAUCUGUUGUGCUCAGCUGCUUCAUGUGCAUGAGAUCUUCCUUGAUUGUCACUACAAUUGGGAGCUAGUAAUUUGGUGCAUCUCAUUAACACUUUUUCUCCUAAGAUUUGUUACCCUUGGAUCAGAAACAAGUAAAAAAUAUAGCAAUACCUCAAUAUUACUUACUGAGCAGAUAAACCUCUACUUGAAAAUGGAAAAGAAACCUAACAAGAAAGAUGAACUGACACUAGUGAAUAAUGUUCUAAAACUGGCUACUAAACUACUAAAGGAGUUAGACAGUCCUUUUAGAUUAUACGGGCUCACAAUGAACCCACUGCUUUAUAACAUUACCCAGGUGGUCAUCCUUUCAGCUGUGUCUGGAGUUAUCAGUGACUUGCUUGGAUUUAAUUUAAAGCUAUGGAAGAUUAAAUCAUAACGAUUCAGAGGAAAGAUGUAACUGCUCUUCCAGAUCUGGAGUACUGCCUAUGCUGCCUGGAAGCCGGCAGGAGUCUCAGCUGGGACACUGAAGUGUUGGCAUCAGACUGUCUUGUGCAAUUCUUCUAUUUAUUUUACAUGUUCACUGUUUUUUACUUUCAGUCCUAUACUUUGUUUUUAAGCAUUGGUGUAUACUUAGUUGUUGAAAGGGUGAAAAAACGAUCUCCAGAUACUUGAGAACCUGGUAAUUGCUCUUAAAUAAUUGACAGAUUGCAAAACCUGGGAGCAGAAGCCAUUGCUAAGCACUGUUUCUCCAUCAAUGCCAUGAACUUGCCUUACUUGGGUAAAAUAUCCUACUAACUUUGACAUAUUGCAUUGGACUCAGCUAAGAAAAUACCGCAUUUUCUUCAGUAAUCAAGAUCCAGUCAGGGUUUUUCUUGAAUUAUUUUGGAACAAUGCCAGGGUCUGCAUUGAUUAAGCUGCAGUUUAAGCACCCUUCAGUAUUAAUAUAUGGUGUUACAUAACAGGUCAACAAGUGCUCUUUGAUGAUAAAACUCUUAGUAGAGCAAUAAUUGUAAAUGGUUACCAUACUGUAAGAUUUUUUGAUAAAAAAUUGGUAAUAAUUCUAUUUAUUUGAAACACUGGGCUGUUUGCACAGCUCCAACUGUGCAUGCUCAAAAUGUGCACUUUUAAAAAUUGUUCCUUUUAAUGUAGAUCUUUAUAUGGACUAUAUUGUAGUGUACUAGGGCAUGAUAACGUAUCCCUUCGAGUGAGGUAUAAGCUCCUUUCACAAGUGAAGUGCCUAUUGAUAUCACUUAAGUACAUUAUGUGUACUCAAGUAAAAUCAUCUUCUCCCCAUGGUACACUCCAGUGUAUGCGAUUCCUACCGCACUCAAAUGAACAAGGGAAGAACCAGUCCACUCUUCUCUGACUGGCCUUUUUACGACUUUCCAAAUUCUCAGAAAAGGCCAUUUCAGCUUACAGAUUAUUUCCUCUAAAUGUAAUCUGGCGUAUUGCCUCCUCAGCCCCCAUCCUCACCCCAACCAUUAUAUAAGGGCUAUUUCAGAUGUCUUUAACCUAGAAAAUUCACCCCUCCAACAAUUUGCCAAGUGUCUAAAUGAGUACUUAUCAUGUUGGCAUGUUAGGUAAAUAGGGCAAAUAUGACAGUAACUUAUAUUGGGCCUUGGUUUUAAGUUGUUAUAUUUGUACAAUCAAAUAUUUUAGGAAUUACAUGAAUUAUGACUUGUUUUUCAGUGUUUAUUUUUAUGCUAGGUAUCUGAUUUCUAAAAAAGCAUUUAUUUGAAACAGUUCAGAACCUUCUUGGUGCAAAGUGAAUCAUGUUACAUAUCCUCGUGCUUUUACCAAGUAUUCGGGAAUUGAAAACGACUCGUUGUCGGUGGUUUGUCUGUGUGGUGCGGUUCACAAUGACACACGCUCAUUUGCGGGUCAGGAACGAGUGAAGAAGAGAGCCACAUCCUCGCCCUUGCUCUCACCAUUCCUCUUGAUCCGCCUCAAGUCGGCUGUGCUGUGUAGUGUAUUUCCUUUCUGUAGAAAACAACAGAAAGCGUGUUGUUUUAUUUGUUGGGGUUCUCAUAUGUUUGAUAAUGACCAAAGUGCAUUCUGAGUCUUUUCAAGGAAUGUAUUUGCUGGAGCUUUAAGAACAUACUUAUUUUCUCAUGUGAAAAAUUAGCCUUUGUCUGAUAAGUUUCUUCUUCUUCUCGUCUCCGUUAAGGUUGUUUUUAGGAAUUAUAUUUUAUAAACUUUUUUGAAAUAUAAGGUACAUACCUAUACAGAACUGAACAUUUUGCACAGAAUAUACUGAAUAUAUUUUGCGGGGAAAAAAAAAAGUACCGCAUGAGUUCUGGUAGGAAUAAAAAGUGAAACUGUUGUAUCACACACAUACUUAAAAAACAGCUUAUUUCAGAAUGGGAAUAUUUUUGAAAUGUAACUGAGUAUACUGAUUUUAAAAAAUGUUUUAGAUGGAAAUUCAUUUUAAAUUAAAGUUGGGAGUUGCUUCAUGAAGUACAAUAUCUAUACCUCUCAACCACGUAAACGUGUUGAAUUGUCACUCAUGGGGGCGAGCAGUGGGGUUCUAAAGAGAAAGUUUUUAUCAUUUUAAGCAGUGUCAGAGCAUUAAUAGUAGAACCGUUUUCAAAGCAAAAACAAAAAAUCAUUGCUGCCUUUAAGAGUAUCAUGAAUGUAAGAAAUUGUAACAUACUACAAAAUAUAGAAAAGGCAGUUCAAAGAUAGAAUUAUGGCAGAUGUUGUGUUACUGUUGUCAGUUUGCCACUUGUUCUAUUUGAAAGUUUGAUCAGCAAGUUUAAAAUAAAACAUUCUGUGACUGACAGUGUUCAACUGGAUGUGCGUUGUUGUUGUUUGCUUGUCUAAAUUGUUCAGGUCAUAUAGUUUCUAUGGUAGUUUGUGUUGGCUGUAGCAUAAACUUUAAUGAUAAAUGUUGGAUUUGGGGAGAGUGGAAAUAAACUUUGUAUCGCUUCCCAACA